This is a messenger RNA of Geodia barretti, 660 nucleotides long. The record is from the annotation of a GenBank genome assembly. NCBI's taxonomy places the organism in Eukaryota, Metazoa, Porifera, Demospongiae, Tetractinellida, Geodiidae.
UUGGCGACGAAUGAGUCGGCGCUGGACCUGAUUGUCAACGCGAUUCGCACAACGGGUUAUGAGCCGGGUCGCGACAUCGCGAUUGCGCUCGAUCCCGCAGCCAGCGAGCUGUGGUCUGAUGGACGAUAUGAAUUGCACACCGAGGGGCGAUCGCUCACGAGCGCCGAGAUGGUGUCGCUCUGGAGCGACUGGCGCCGACGAUAUCCGAUCGUCUCGAUUGAGGAUGGUAUGCACGAGGACGAUUGGGACGGCUGGCGAGCGCUCACUGCGGAGAUCGGGUCGUUGGCGCAGAUCGUCGGCGACGACCUGUUGGUCACCAAUCCACAACGUCUGCGACGAGGCAUUGAGUUGGGCGCCGCCAACAGCAUUCUGAUCAAGGUCAAUCAGAUUGGCACACUGUCAGAGACGCUGGAGGCGGUUCGGAUUGCGCAGGAUGCGGGAUGGACGGCGAUUAUCAGCCAUCGUUCGGGCGAGACUGAGGACACGAUGAUCGCUGAUCUCGCGGUGGCGACGAAUGCAGGUCUGAUCAAGACGGGUGCGCCGGCUCGUGGUGAGCGAACGGCGAAAUAUAACCGAUUACUGAGGAUCGCCGAGGAAUUGGGCGAGCGGGCGGUGUAUGCGGGGAUGGACGCGAUUCCUCAGGCGUCGCGAUUGGUGUGA